AAAUCAUUAAAAAUUAACAAUAAUAAAAAAAUAAAAACAAGUGCAAACGUGUGAAAAAAAUAAAGUUGAAAAAUGCAAACGUGUAAAAGAAGAAAAGCCGGAGGCGAUACGGCCACGAUCUUGUGGCGGAGACUGUGCCUGGCCAGUCUCUUGGGAUUAUUGCUGCUUGGCAUUCAAAUUGAGCAUGCGGCGUCUGCGCCUGCAGGCGAGGAUGAUGCAGCAGCAGCAACAACCACAACGACCAUGCCACCACCCUAUGGAUGCCACAACAAUCUCCAACACAGCAGAAACAACAAUUGGUGUAGAACAAAGCAGCAUUGGCAGCACCAGCACCAGUACCAGUCCCAGUCCCAGCAGUACCACUGAGGAAACGGAUAGUUCAACGACUUCAAGCACUACAGAAACGUCCAACAAAUUGAAUGCGGCCGAAGCUGAGAUGACCACAACAUUGCCACCAACUACCAGCAACAGCAGCGUUCUGCCCACAGCUGCUGUGGAUACGAUGAGCAGUUCCUCUGUGAGUUCCACGAGCAUUGAGCCCAUCACUUCGACUGAGCCCACAACAACGCCGCGACAGGAGAGCGAAGGACCCGAACAGCAUUUGAUCUUCUCGCACACGGAGGGCGAUCAGACCCACAUCCAGCACAUACCCCUGAGGGAUGAGCAUGCGGAGAACAGUGGAGCUGAUGCCACAACCGAGGCACUGAAGGAUCCUCGCGAAGAUCAGCUGCUGAAUCAAAUAUCCAAUGAGAAUGAUGAUGUGGUCAAGGAUCUGAAUAAUUUCCGACAUCCGGCGACACUGAUCACGGCCAGCAACAGCAACAGCGAGGAGAGCAGUGACUCCUCAGCGAAUGCCAGUGAAAAUGAAAGUGAAAAGACAGAUGCAACAACAACAACCAGUACGACAACAACCAGUACGCCGAUAACGACAACAACGACAGAGGCAACAGUGCAACAGAAUGAGCGCGAAGAGGAUCCCUAUCAUGUGCAUAUACUGUCCGAGAAUCAUGAUCGCCUGGCCGAACACGAAGAUUAUCAAAUGCUUUCGACCAGCACCGAGGAGUCCUCGUCCUCGUCAUCGUCAUCAUCAUCGUCAGAGCCAGCUACAACCACUACAACCACAGAGAGCAGCUCUGAUGCUGGUAUUAUUGUCAGUGUGGAGAACAAGGCUACGGCCGAGCCAGCCACAUCCACCGAGGGUACGACGAGUACAAGCACAACCACAUCGCGAGCACGCGCCAUGCAUAUGAAUGAGGAGACAGAAAUCGAUGCGGCGGCUGCCACCACAAUCAUGCCCCCGCCAGACAACGAAUCGUCGUCGGGUGCAGUGAUUAACAUUGUUGAAGGACAACACAUGAAGCCGGAGGAGGAGUCGAGAGAACAGCAGCAGCACAGCAGCACCAGUACAACCACCAGCACAACUCCAGCCACCACAACGACCGAAGAGCCAUCGCCAUUUGUUGCCUUUGCCGGCGAGGGACGAUCAGCGGGCGGUGCUGGCGAUGAUGAUGUGGAGGAGCUCUUCCUGCAUCGCAAUGCCACAACGCAUGAGCAGCUCAUGGAUCUCAGUGAUGUCAGCAUGGAUGAGGAACCCAAAGAGAGUAGCAGUAGCACCAGUAGCACCUCAUCUACGACCACAACAUCCACGACAACUGUGCAACCGGAAACGGAAAUGCCCAAAAUCGUAGAAAUCACCGCCAGCGGGGAUACAAUGCAGCGCGAAUGUUUGGCCAACAGCAAGACCUACAAGCAUGGCGACACCAUGGAAAGAGAAUGCGAUGAGCGUUGCACCUGCAAUCGCGGCGACUGGAUGUGUGAGCCGCGUUGCAAGGGCCUCAGCUAUCCCCGUGGCAGCCAGCGCAGCAUGGCCAAUCCCAACUGCAGGGAGCGUGUGGUGGAGGAGGAUGAAUGCUGUCGAAUGAUGGAAUGCAAUGAACCUUUGCUAGAGCCCACAUUGGCCAUAUCCGAGGGCGCAGCACCUGCAGUGGCAGCAGCAGCAGCCGGAGUGGAGGAGGAAGCCACAACCAUUUCCAGCAACGAUGAUGAAGCCACGCCCAAGCCGAAGAAUGAUUGCCAUUACAUGGGAGGCGUCUAUAAAUUCCGCGAACGUCUGGAGAUUGCCUGCGAUCAGAUCUGCCACUGUGCCGAGGGUGGAGUGAUGGACUGCCGUCCCCGCUGCCCGGAGCGGAAUCACACGCGUGCGGACAAGUGUGUGUAUGUGAAGGAUCCCAAGGAUGUGUGCUGCCAGCUGGAGCUGUGCGAUGUCACUCUGGACGACCAUGAGCAGCCACAGACGUCGCCACAGAACAGUGUGAAUGAGGAUUCGGAGGAGGAGCACCACCUGGAGCAUGUCUAUGGGCUGCAGGAGCAGGCGAGAGAUGCCGGAGGCGCCUCAUCUGGCUGCACCUUCAAGGGCUCCCAGUACGAGGUGGGCCAGCAGUUCCGCGAUGGCUGCGAGCAGUUGUGCAUCUGCAAUGAGCAGGGCAUACACUGUGCCAAGGUGGAGUGCCCCUCGAACUUUGGAUUGGAUGUCCAAGAUCCGCACUGCAUCCGCUGGGAGCCGGUGCCGGCAGACUUCAAGCCCAUUCCUCCGAGCUGCUGUCCGGAGAGCAUGCGCUGCGUGGACAAUGGCACUUGCACCUACAAAGGAUUGCAGUUUGAAAACUGGGCACCGAUUCCCGCGAAUCUGUCAGGUUGCGAUCAGCAUUGCUAUUGCGAGAAUGGGCGUGUGGAGUGCCGUCCGGCGUGUCCGCCUGUGUUGGCAUUGCCGCCCGCGGAUCUGCCCUGCCAUCCGGCACAGGCACGUCUCCUGCCCAUACCCGAUGACGAGUGCUGCAAGCAAUGGAGCUGUGCACCGUUGGUGCCCAAACUAGGUGCUGCCGGGCAGGAGGAGUCGCCCGAAGAAUCCUCCACACAAUCCACAGUCAUCUCCAAUGAAACCACAACGACAGCGACGACCACGACAAGUACAACAACCACUGGCAAAAUGCCGCCCCAGAAGAAACCCUCAUCGGCAGGUGCCUUCUAUCCCACAUUGGAUGGCAAGCCACCAAAGUCCACUGGAGGCGGUCUGGGCAUCUUUGAGAAGACAGAGAAGAGCCAUGAGAAGGGCCAUGAAAAAGGACACAAAAAGGUGCAACACCAACACCAACAGCAGCAGCAGCAACAGCAGCAACAAGAGGAGCAGGAGCAGCAGCAGCAUCAGCAACAGCAGCACCAGAACGAUGUCAUCUUCGAUGAUCGUGAGGGACACUUGCAGCAGAAUGGGGGCUUUCUGCCCUUCCAGUUCGGUCAACAGCAUCCGCACCAGCAGCACCUGGGACCCUUUGGCUUCUACAAUCCCGUGAAGCCUGUCUAUGAGGACUACAAUCCCUAUGAGCCGUACGACAUUAAUCCCAAUGGAACGCCCCAGGGCAAGCCGCCACCAGUGCCCACAAGUCAAUCGGAUUUGUUCAAUAUACUGGGAGCAGAGCAGCCAGGACAUCCAGGGCAUCCAAAUCAUAAUGGACAUCCCGCACAGACCCAAAAGGACAACCACAAUCUGCCCUCCCAAGUGAGAAUUGAACAGAUUCUGCAGCAUUUGCAGCAGACCGUGCCAGGAGGACCACCAUCGCAACAGCAGCAACAGAAUUCCCAACAGCAGCAGCAGCAGCAGAAUCCUGCACAUUAUGUGCCCAUUGUGCACAGUGGACUGCCGCCACCACCGCCAGCCCAUGGCAUUGCCAUUGUCGAUGGCCAGCCCGUGGCAUACGAGAGUUAUCCGGUGAUACCAGGCCUGGGAGUGCCGCCAACAGCAAUCCAUCAACAGAAGCAACAGCAGCAGGCCACAAUUCUGCCCAGUUCCAGCACCAUUUCAGGAUUGUCUACCCAAGCCAGUGAGCAUAGUCUGCACCAGAAUCAGGAGAAGCUAACGAAGCAGCAACAGCAGCAGCAGCAGCAGCAGCAGCCGCAAUCCAAUCCAGGCAAUAGCAAACUCCAGCCAGACAUUGAAGUUCAUACUUUGGAGGCUCUGGAUGCGCGCACCAUUCACAUUGUCUUCACUGUACCCGAGGUCUAUGUGAAUCUCCAUGGACGCAUUGAGUUGCGAUACACGAAUGGACCCAGCAAUGAUACCUCCACGUGGGAGCAACAGAUCUUUGCACCGCCAGAGGAUCUCCUGGCCACAUCGCAGAUGGAAUUCGAUUUGAACUAUCUGGAGCCCAACUCCCUGUACAAAGUGAAGAUCACAUUGAUCCUCAGGGAUCUCAACUCCCAGCCAUCGAGCACUGUGCAUGUGGUGAAGCUGCCAGCGGAGCGGACCAUCACACCACCUCCACCCUUCACCGACUACCGACCGGACUUCCAGGACAUCUUCAAGACCGUGGAGGAUGCCGAGUUGAAUGUCAGCGAAACGAAUGCCACGUGGCUGCAGUUGACAUGGAAGAAGCUCGGCGACGAGCAGAUGGAGUAUGUGGAUGGAGUGCAGCUGCGCUACAAGGAGCUCACGGGCAUGAUCUACUCCUCAUCCCCGCUGAUACACCGCACCCUCACCAGCUACACCAUCCAGAACCUGCAGCCGGACACGGGCUAUGAGAUUGGCCUUUACUACAUUCCCCUGGCUGGUCAUGGGGCAGAGCUGCGUGCCGGACACAUGAUCAAGGUGCGCACAGCGCCCAAGAUCGAUGUCUAUGGCUUUGAUGUGACCGUGAAUGUCACCAAGGUGAAGACCCAGAGCGUAGAGAUCUCCUGGAAUGGUGUUCCCUAUCCGGAGGAUAAAUUCGUCCACAUCUAUCGGGCCAUCUACCAGAGCGAUGCUGGCAAGGAGGACUCGAGCGUCUUCAAGGUGGCCAAGCGGGACAGCACCACAGGCACUCUCAUCAUGGACCUCAAACCGGGCACCAAGUACCGCCUCUGGCUGGAGAUGUAUCUGACGAAUGGCAAUACCAAGAAGAGCAACGUGGUUAACUUUAUCACGAAGCCAGGAGGACCAGCCACACCUGGCAAGACGGGAAAACUGCUUACAGCAGGCACAGAUCAGCCUGUGGGCGACUACUAUGGUCCCCUGGUUGUGGUCUCUGUGAUCGCAGCAUUGGCCAUUAUGUCCACGCUGGCCCUGCUCCUCAUCAUCACCCGAAGGCGAGUCCAUCAAACGGCAUCGAUUACACCACCACGCAAGAGCGAUGCUGCCUAUGAUAAUCCCUCAUACAAAGUGGAGAUCCAACAGGAGACUAUGAAUCUGUAACUCACGAAUCUGCCAAAAACAUUUAGUUUUAAACCAGAUUCUUGUAAAUAUUUAAAGAAAAAAACAAAAGGAAGGAUGAAAUAACUAAGGAAAAGUAAUGGAAAAACUCAAACUCAGUGUCAGUAAAAAAGAAAACGAUGGAAAGAUAAAGAGGAAAUAAUUUUCUUAAUCCGGCGCAAGAUCAGUAAAAAAAUUGUCCCAAAUGUGGAAUUCGGCCGCCAUGUUGUAUGUAGUGUUUAAGUAAUCUACACAAUUUUUUGUUAAACAAUUUGUGACUUGUGUAUAUAGAGAGAGAGUGAGACAAGCAAGAAGGAUAGACACCCAAUGGAAGAACUAAUUGAUCAAAAACUCCACACACAAAAAA
This is a messenger RNA of Drosophila subobscura, 5585 nucleotides long. RefSeq names its product putative epidermal cell surface receptor (gene sas). Gene Ontology annotation, molecular function: protein binding. Lineage: Eukaryota; Metazoa; Arthropoda; Insecta; Diptera; Drosophilidae. The record is from RefSeq and is a predicted model, not a curated record.